Molecule: messenger RNA, 2141 nt
Organism: Cebus imitator (Panamanian white-faced capuchin)
Lineage: Eukaryota; Metazoa; Chordata; Mammalia; Primates; Cebidae
Gene: VSIG10
Product: V-set and immunoglobulin domain containing 10
Exons: 11
Coding region: 477-1907 (476 amino acids)
Biological process (GO): cell-cell adhesion
Cellular component (GO): cell-cell junction
Molecular function (GO): cell adhesion molecule binding
Source: RefSeq, a predicted model, not a curated record
CGCUGUCCCCGCGACUCCGGCUGCCGUCCCGGACGAAGUGGACUCGGGGAGGGCCCAGCCUCCGCGCUCCGCCCCUGGCCCGGCGGGACCCGGCUCGGCGCGCCCUCGGCAGAGAGCCCUCCUCCCCGGCCAAGGUAGAGGAAGUUGGGCUCCCGCCUGGCUGGGAGGCGGGAGGGAGCUCGCUCCUGUUGUUUUCCGCUGGCGGGAGUGGGCAGGCGGGCACAGGGGGCGGGGUGCGUCCUCCCUCCCCGGCUAGGGCGCUCGGGAGCGGGGACCCGCGCCUGCAGCCGAGCGCCGCUCCCGGCCGCAGACACCCUGCUCCGCCGAGCAUCCUUCCUGGGGGCCGACAAAGUGGGGCCACUCUGCCGUUCCGAGGACCUGGGAGGAGCCCGCGGUCCCCCGGGCGUCGGGGCCCUGGGGCGCACACAUCCAGCCCAGCCGGAGCCUGCGUUUCCCGAGCCGGGAUCUGGGGCGAGAUGGCCGCAGGCGGCCGUGCGCCCGAGCCCCGCGUCCUCGUCUGCCUCGGGGCGCUCCUGGCCGGCUGGGUCGCCGUAGGAAGGAAUUUUCCCGGGCACCCGGUGCGGGUCGAGAUACCUCCAGCCUCUUGGGGCGGGCAGCCGGCGAGGCUGCGGAGGACCCGAGCCGAGGUGGCCAGCGGCCCCUAUCAGAUUGAGGUUCACAUCUCGGCCACCGGCACACUCCCCAACGGCACCCUCUACGCAGCCAAGGGUUCCCAGGUGGACUUCAGCUGCAAUAGCAGCUCCUGGCCGCCCCCCAUGGUUGAAUGGUGGUUCCAGGCCCUGAAUUCCAGCAGCGAGUUUUUCGGCCACAACCUGACAGUCAACUCUUUCUCCCUGUUGCUGAUGUCGCCAAACCUCCAAGGGAACUACACCUGUUUGGCCUUGAAUCUGCUCAGCAGGAGACAUCGAAAGGUGACCACCGAGCUCCUGGUCUAUUAUCCCCCUCCGUCAGCUCCCCAGUGCCGAGCACAGAUGGCAUCAGGAUUGUUCAUGCUGCAGCUCACCUGUCGCUGGGCUGGGGGAUACCCUGACCCUAACUUCCUGUGGAUAGAAGAGCCAGGAGGUGUAAUCGUGGGGAAGUCAAAGCUGGGGGUGGAAAUGCUGAACAAGUCCCAGCUGUCGGACGGCAAGAAGUUCAAGUGUGCUGCGAGUCAUGUCGUUGGGCCAGAGGCGGGUGCCAGCUGUGUGGUGCAGAUCAGGAGUCCCUCCGUUCUCUCUGAGCCCAUGAAGACUUGCUUCGUGGGGGGCAAUGUAACGCUCACCUGCCAGGUGUCUGGGGCCUACCCUCCUGCCAAGAUCCUGUGGCUGAGGAACCUUACCCAGCCCGAGGUGGUCAUCCAGCCCAGCAGCCGCCAUCUCAUUACCCAGGACGGCCAGAACUCCACCCUCACCAUCCAUAACUGCUCCCAGGACCUGGACGAGGGCUACUAUGUCUGCCGGGCUGACAACCCCGUUGGGGUGAGGGAGGUGGACAUCUGGCUGAGUGUAAAAGAGCCUUUAAACAUCGGGGGCAUUGUGGGAACCAUUGUCAGCCUCCUUCUACUGGGACUGGUCAUUAUCUCAGGGCUUAUGUUGUAUCACAGCCCCGUGCUCUGCUGGAAAGUAGGAAACACUUUCAGGGGCCAAAACAUGGAUGAUGUCAUGGUUUUGGUGGAUUCAGAAGAGGAAGAGGAGGAGGAGGAGGAAGAUGCUGCAGUAGAAGAGGAGGAAGGAGCACAAGAGAGAGAGGAGUUCCCAAAAGAAAUACCCAAGCAGAACCACAUUCAUAGAGUGACCGCCUUGGUGAAUGGGAACAUAGAACAGAUGGGAAAUGGAUUCCAGGAUCUACAAGAUGACAGCAGUGAGGAGCAAAGUGACAUUGUUCAACAAGAAGACAGACCAGUCUGAAGACGACGAUGCUCCAUGGUUGUCUUGUUCUGAACGCUUGGAAAGCUACAUUGAAGAUGAGCUCUUCAUUCAGCUUUGACUUGAUCUACACCCCUGAUGGGGGGCUGGCACUAGCAACGUUUGGGUCUUAGCAAAAAACAAAAUCAAGCGCACACAUCUUUCCUUCCAUUUAUUGAAAAACAUUGGUUUGGUUUGCUCUAAGUAUUCCCACCGAUGUUUAAAAGCUUUGAGAAG